Messenger RNA from Glossina fuscipes, 740 nucleotides. RefSeq lists its product as uncharacterized. The transcript is spliced from 4 exons. The record is from RefSeq and is a predicted model, not a curated record. NCBI's taxonomy places the organism in Eukaryota, Metazoa, Arthropoda, Insecta, Diptera, Glossinidae. The coding region runs from base 178 to 720 and encodes 180 amino acids.
AUGAGAAGACGGCAGACACUAAAUAAAUUAAAAACAAUUUUAAUUACUAUGAUAUUAAAUUAUUAAAUUAUUUAGACCGCGAUAAUUGCAAACGAUAACGAUUCUUGCGCAAAAAUGUUUUUUGCGCAUUGUGUUCGUUUAAUUAAGUUAUUGAAGGUGAAGUAAAAACACUUGAAAAUGGAUUAUUGCAGCAUUACCGAUCCUCUGUUAUUUAGGAACUGUUUAGACAGUUUAAGCAUAACAGAGCUAUUAAGCUUAAAGCACUCCUUAAAUAAUUUGGAAAAAAAGAAGGAGAACAUGGCUAGCAUUUCCACAAAGCUUGCAAAACAUGACAUUUCAAAUGUAUCUUCGGAAGAGGAGAGCAGCGUAGAGCCUAUCGCAUUGCCUUUGAUGGCAGACGUCAGAGACUAUGUACCCGUUAUGUACGAUUACAAAGACUCGUGGCAGCUGGCCGAAAAACCUUCAAAAUUUCAAACGUUUUUUCAAAUAACAGUUACAACUUUAGCUUUUCUAUCGUUCGGUGGAUAUCUUCUUUGUCUUAUAGUGCAUGCUAUUAAAAAUAAGGGUCCGAUUACAUAUUUGCACCCAAUGGCGCCUACAGCGGACCCAAAUUCAAACCGAAUUAAACCUAUUAAAAUUUAUAAACGUAACCGUAGAUCUAUAAUUACCACUAAUCCUUAUAUUUUCUCUAAUCAACCUUAUCGACAUUACUUUACUUAAUAAAUUUGCCAAAAAAAAAA